UCAAAAUUUUGUGGAAUGUCAGUGGUGUAUUUUUUAUUGGUUUAUUAAAGAUGUACAAGUACUUCAAAAUUGUUUGUAAUUCUGUGUCCCACAACCGAUUCCUGCGAAUAAGGCUAGGUGAGAGGCUUGCAGGAAUAAAAGUCGUAAGAAGUGAUCCAAAUUUGAGGUUAUGUAACAAAACCGAUUUGAAAUUAUCACUUCCUUCUAAUUUGGCUAUUGCUUUAAGUAUAUUGACAUGGCUAGGUUUUACUAAAGAAGAUGAAGACAAAGAAUCCGAGCUCAUAAUGACUCUAAAACGGGCAGUAUUAUGUACCCAAAGAGAACAGUAUGACAAAGCCGAACAAAUGUUGCAUCUGGCGUUACGACUAGCUCAACAACAGCAGAACGAACAAGGUAUUAUUUAUUGCUACGAUUUAAUGGCAAAUUUAGCAUUUGAUCAGUAUCAGUUAGAUAAAGCAGAAAAAUUAUUUGUAAGUGUUAUGCAGAUGCUUCUCGGUCAUGGCAUGCCUCAAGAUGACCUUAAGGUGAUCCAUAUCAGUUUAAAAUUGGCUAGAAUAUGUCAGCUAAAAGCAAACCUCGAGAACGCCGAGAUAGGCUACAAAUGGUGUUUGGAUAAAAUUGAAAAACAGAAGAAUGACAAUGUAGACGCACAGAUUUUAUACGGAGUUAUCAACGAUUGGUACGCACAGUUCCUGUUAGACAAAGGCGAUAUUAGUAACUCCUUUAAGUACUUACACGAAGCUUAUAAGGUUUGUUCGAAGGUGAGAGGUAAAGAUAGUGAGAAAAGUGUUUUGUUACUUAACGAUUUGGGUAUCACAAGCUUCCGAGCUGAAGAUAUGGAAAACGCUGAAAAGUAUUUAAAGGAGGCUGUCAACGCAGGGAAUAAAUUAGAAGACAAGUCACAUUUAGGAGUUGUCCACGCAAAUCUUGGAUUGAUUCUCUUGCAGAAGGGGAUUGUGGCGGAAGCGCAGAAGUUUUGUAAAGAAGCGUGGCAAUUAGGGAGGAAAUAUGAAAACAACGAAUCCAUCGAACAGGCAAACUACUGCCUCGAUCAAAUAAAACUCAAUCUAGGAAAAUAAUUUUUAUUAGCAUCAUAUUUCCUAGUCAAAGUGUUACAAGUGGCAUUGUUUGGAAAAAUAUAACUACCUAAAUGGCUACACGGAAUUAUUUAUUUUUAGUCAAUACAUCAAGAUUAUACAUUUAAGAUGUUUUGGAAGAAAUUAUAUGUCGAGGAACACUGACAAUUUUCAGAUCUACAUACUGAAGUAUUUUUCUUAUAUUUUCCUUCACAUUUGUUGUUGCCUUUUUUUUUAUCUUAGUUGUUUUCAUCCACAGUGACAGUAAAUACACUGUAUAGUCUGUAUAUUUGUUAUUACAGAAAAAAUAAACACUUUUUAAAUA
Molecule: messenger RNA, 1401 nt
Organism: Anoplophora glabripennis (Asian longhorned beetle)
Lineage: Eukaryota; Metazoa; Arthropoda; Insecta; Coleoptera; Cerambycidae
Gene: Ttc19
Product: tetratricopeptide repeat protein 19 homolog, mitochondrial
Exons: 3
Coding region: 51-1079 (342 amino acids)
Biological process (GO): mitochondrial respiratory chain complex III assembly
Cellular component (GO): mitochondrial inner membrane
Molecular function (GO): protein binding
Source: RefSeq, a predicted model, not a curated record